CCCGGGACUAGUCUUGUCUGGGUUGACAUGUCCGUUUUGGUCGAGGCGAAGAAGCAGCCGGGCUUCUUCAGAGACACGCCACGUGGCUGGGUGUGGAUACAACCAAUCAAUCCGCGGGGACGAGUCUUUGCAAGUCGGGAUGAGAAAUUGGCGGUCACUUUUUCUCGAUCGUCUUUGCCUGCCUCGAUGGGUGUGUGUGUGGGACAGUGUGAUCCUGGUCAUUUUUUUGUGGCAGGGCUGGUGGACGUUUGUUAUGCGGUUCUUCGUUUUGCCCACGUGGGUGGGUUGUGUCUUGGUUGCUUGGACUAAGGCGCUGUCUGCAGUUUGCGAAUCGACAAGGCUACUUGAUGUAUUUCCCCUUCGACCAUACUUGAUCCGCCAUCAUCUAGG
Molecule: messenger RNA, 390 nt
Organism: Microdochium trichocladiopsis
Lineage: Eukaryota; Fungi; Ascomycota; Sordariomycetes; Xylariales; Microdochiaceae
Exons: 1
Coding region: 28-309 (93 amino acids)
Source: RefSeq, a predicted model, not a curated record